CCUCUUCCAAUCCCCCCCCCCCCCUCUCUCUCUCUUCGAGCUGAAAAAAGAAAGAUGGAGAAGAGAAAUGGAUCAACUGAAGCAAGAUACGCAGUUCAUCAUCGGGAUAACGAUCAGGAGGAAUUGGUUCAUGAUUCUUCUCUGGAUUAUAAAGGAAGAGCCCCUCUUCGAGCUUCCACAGGGGUUUGGAAGGCCUCUCUGUUCAUCAUUGCGAUAGAGUUCAGCGAGAGGCUGAGUUACUUUGGCAUAGCCACGAGCUUGAUUCUAUACCUCACCAGGGUGAUUCACCAGGACAUUAAGACAGCAGCGAAGAGCGUCAACUACUGGUCUGGUGUCACCACUCUGAUGCCCCUUCUCGGCGGAUUCAUAGCCGAUGCCUACUUGGGCCGCUACUCCACGGUCUUCAUCUCCGUGAUCAUCUACCUCCUGGGUCUGAUUCUCCUGACGAUGUCCUGGUUUGUCCCGAGCCUGAAGGCUUGCGAGCCUGGCCACAUGUGCCAGGAACCCAGGAAAGAGCAUGAGGUCGUGUUUUUCCUGGCCAUUUACUUGAUAUCAAUUGCGACAGGAGGCCACAAGCCCUCGCUCGAGAGCUUCGGGGCCGACCAGUUCGACGACAACCACCCCCAGGAGAGGAAGAAGAAGAUGUCUUACUUCAACUGGUGGAACUUCGGCCUCUGCUGCGGGCUCCUGCUCAGCGUCACAGUGGUCGUCUACGUGCAGGACCACGUCAACUGGGGUGCUGCCGACAUUCUCCUCACCGCUGUCAUGGCCAUGUCUCUGGUGAUUUUCAUCAUUGGAAGGCCCUACUAUCGGUAUCGGUCGCCGACGGGAAGCCCCUUGACCCCGAUGUUGCAAGUUCUGGUGGCAGCUAUUGCCAAGAGAAAUCUUCCUCAUCCUUCGGAUCCGUCAGAAUUGCAUGAAGUCUCAAAGUCCGAAAAGCCACAAGGCAGGCUUUUGUGCCACACCAAGACCCUUAAGUUCCUAGACAAGGCUGCUAUUGUUGAGGGAAAUGAAAGUUCAACUGAGAAGCAAAUAAAUCCAUGGAGGCUUGCAAGUGUGACCGAGGUUGAGGAGAUGAAGUUGAUCCUGAACAUGAUCCCCAUCUGGCUAGCCACCUUGCCGUUCGGCGUAUGCAUUGCGCAAGCGUCGACCUUCUUCAUCAAGCAGGGCACGACCCUCGACCGGAAGGUUGGCGGCUUCCUGAUCCCCCCGGCCUCAAUCUACGCACUAGCCGCGAUUGGGAUGAUCAUCUCCGUCACCCUCUACGAGAAGGCGCUCGUGCCGGCACUGCGGCGUACGACGGGCUCAGAGCGCGGCAUCAAGAUCCUCCAGAGGAUUGGGAUCGGUAUGUUCUUCUCAGUUGUGACGAUGGCCGUGGCCGCUGUGGUCGAGCACAGGAGGCUGGGUGUCGUUCGGCAGAACCCUCUAACAGGCUCCACAUCCAUGAGCGUCUACUGGCUUGCCCCACAGUUCCUGAUCGUCGGCUUCGGUGAUGGCUUCGCUCUGGUGGGGCUGCAAGAGUACUUCUACGACCAGGUCCCGGACUCCAUGAGGAGCCUUGGCAUCGCCUUGUAUCUCAGCGUGAUCGGGGCCUCCAACUUCCUGAGCAGCCUCAUGAUCACGGCAGUCGAUCACUUGACAGAGAAGCAUGGCCGCAGCUGGUUCGGCAAGGACCUGAACAGCAGCCAGUUGGACAAGUUCUAUUGGCUUCUGGCCGGGAUGGCGGCGGUCAACAUGCUCUUCUACAUGCUCUUGGCCCGGCGGUACACUUACAAGAACGUGCAGAGGAGCGUGGCUGUCGCCGAUUGCUACGAAGGGGACGACCCAAGCACGUUGGCUUGAAUAAUCGCAAUCGCGUGCGCUUAUGUUGGUGUAAUAUUCGAACAUGUGGUAGAUGAAUUUAACUUCAGCUUAUCUUCUAUUUGUUUAUGACUGGAUUUGGGAUAGUCGAAAUAUAUGUAAUUUUUCCGACCAAAAUAUAUCUAUAAUAUAUAUAUAAGUAAUUCGAGCUGA
Molecule: messenger RNA, 2013 nt
Organism: Syzygium oleosum
Lineage: Eukaryota; Viridiplantae; Streptophyta; Magnoliopsida; Myrtales; Myrtaceae
Product: protein NRT1/ PTR FAMILY 5.6-like
Exons: 4
Coding region: 55-1842 (595 amino acids)
Biological process (GO): oligopeptide transport; transmembrane transport
Cellular component (GO): membrane
Molecular function (GO): transmembrane transporter activity
Source: RefSeq, a predicted model, not a curated record